Messenger RNA from Anopheles gambiae (African malaria mosquito), 4931 nucleotides. RefSeq names its product alpha-tocopherol transfer protein-like. The transcript is spliced from 5 exons. NCBI's taxonomy places the organism in Eukaryota, Metazoa, Arthropoda, Insecta, Diptera, Culicidae. Gene Ontology annotation, molecular function: phosphatidylinositol bisphosphate binding. Bases 3942 to 4832 code for a protein of 296 amino acids. Gene Ontology annotation, cellular component: membrane. The record is from RefSeq and is a predicted model, not a curated record.
GAACCGCUCAGGCUCGGCGCAGUUUGAUCGUGCACAGCAGCGAGGCAACAUCGUUCGUCGUCUGUUGUAGAGUCUUCCGUUUCGCGGGUCCGAGCUUUUAUUACGGGUGUUUGCGCGCAAACUUUAUGUGAGUGGUGUUUUCUUUCCUCUGUUUUUUUAUUCGCUCGCACUUUGGCUGUGUGCGGGAUCUGUUUAGCCGUUGGAAUUUGCUCUUCCAAUUCCGUGUACACUGUGGGCAUGUGUUUGAGUGCAGGUGGUGUGCAGCGCUUGCAAGAGCAUAUUUUGAUUGCAGCGUUUUACUGUGUGCCCCCCGCCGCUGGCGCGUGGAGAAACUCCGAACGGCAGUUUAUGUUUUUCUCGUGUACAAGUGUGCGUUUAAGUGUGCGAAGAAAAGUGUCGUCCAUUGCGGUGGCUUUCUCUGUGGGAAAUGGAGAUCGCUGCACUGAACUGUAAAUUGAAAACAUCAGACUUUUUCAGUUCAACUGUGCUGCAAACAAUGAGCAACGUAAUAUGAAGAGCAAUUUUUGUAUUGGUGUGUUGUGUUCGUGCUCUGCCCUAGCCAAUGAUUUUUAUACCAACGAACCAGAUCGUACAGCUAAAAUGAAUUCAUGCAAUUGUUUUAAUGAUUUUGAGUUAAACUAAAAUACACAAAAACUAGGCCUGAUUUGACAGCCCCUUCAGCUUGUCAUGUGUGUCUACCCUUUAGCCAAUGGCUCAAUAUGCACGCCAAUGCGCCUUUGGUUAAUGCCUCAUCGAAAAGCGAAAGUGAAUGCAAGUGAAAACAAUUCGUGUUUCAGCCUCUGCUAAGGAAAUUUCUGCUUUACAAUACGAAAGGUGCAAAAACCAAUCGCAUAAAACGAUAGAGAAGGAGAAAAAGAGACAGAGAUAGAUAGAAACAAAUAAAUGUUGGUGAGGUUACAAAGCGAAAUAAAGUGGUGAUGCAAAAAUGAUAAAAAUAAGCUAAACAGUUAAUACUCUUUGAUGUUUUUAAACGUUGAUACUCGGUAUAUUAGUUUUUUUUUUAUUUAUUUUGGAUGCUAUAAAAGCCCUCAAAACAUCAGUAAGGCUGCAAACUAUAUAAAUUACAUGCAACUCGGACCAAUGCUCUGGUGAGAUUGAGUUUUAUGUCACUUACUCGAGAAGCCCCAUAGCGCAACAGAGAAAUGAUGAUACACCAUUAUUUCUAAUGUUCGCCUUUCUGUAUCUUCAAUUAUAUUUUUACCAAACCAUGGCAUUCAACAGCGUCCGUCCAUGGGUCACCUACUUUCGCAACAAUGUUAAUGCACCCGGCGGACGAAUGCAUUUUUUACGCAAAUAAAAAAAACCAACAGAGAAGAAGCUGCUUCAUCUUUGGUUGGUGUUGGGAGCCAAUUAUCAAUUAACGUCUUGGUUAAUUGGCUUGCAGCGAAAUGAUUUCGUUCGACUGCACGGGUGCCAGUAGGUGUUGCAACAGCUUAUUACAUUUAUAUUGCUCCCACAUCGGCAUCCAAUCAAUGGCUUAUAAUUAUCUCCAACUGUCCGGCUAGGAGGGGUACAGAUUCUUUUUUCUUCUUAUCUAAUCGUGCAAAUUUCUGAUACUGAAAUGACUGUAGAAACGACGUCGUUAGUAGGUCGUUCAUUAGAGCGACACAUUUCGAACCAUUGUUUGUUCAUUGGAAUCGAGAUGAAAAUUGUUCUGCCGCGAUACUAACGAUACUUACUUUGUUGUCAAACGAAUUCAAUAACAUAAGAAAUUUCAACUAAAAAAAUACUGUUUAACAGGCGUUAGAAAAGUAAUGCUAAAAACUAAAACUACAUUAAACAAUGCAAUGAUAGUAGCCAUGAGUAAAAUCCAACACACCAUACCGAUAUCAGAGUCAAAGAAACAUGCAAAACACUAUUCAUAGCCACAUUCUUCUAAUGCAACCGAUCGAACCUACAUGCAUGCACUGGUUGCGAUCGCCCAGGAAGGAAGAAUGCAUCUACAUCAACAGUUGCAAUAAAAAAUCGAUUCAGUCGUGUCGAUCCGGAUCGGAUGCAAUCGGUGCCCGCCCUAAAAACCUUGGUCGGGAGUGUACAAACAAACAUCAGACACCCCUCCGAGCCCCGAGUUUAUCAGAACGACCUUGGACGGGGAAGGGGUAAGCAUCAAAGCAAGAAGGCGUUCGAUUAUGUCGAUUAUGCAGCCGGACGAUCGCAACUGCACCGCCCAAUGCCGCAACGCGGUAGGAUGAGUAUCGAUGCGGCUGCUAACCUUGUUCUUUGGUUGUUGUGGUUUGCUGCAAUCAUCCGGCCAACCAGUUGGGCUGAUCAAUGUUACAGUAUUUUUUGUAUUGUUGCUUCUCUCCCUCUUUUGUUAAACAGAACAACGUGGAGAAGCGUGAUGUAAUUGUACUUUCAUUGCAGGCAGUUACCACCGCACGGCUCGGCAAGACUUUUGCGAUCGGCGAUCGGAUGGGCGGCUGAAUGUGGGGCAAUGUUUAGCUUGGGUUUGUUUUUGCAGCAUGAACUUUACACGCGUGCGAUAAUGUUGCUUACGCUAUGAUGGGAGAGAGAGAGUGAGAGAAAAUGUGUGUAACAAUAACAAGGUUACUUUUUCCAGCUGCUUCUGGCAAUUGUAGUGCGGACUAAUGUGAGAAAAGAUCUCAUUGAAAUGAUACGUUUUUGUGGUUUUAGUUUCGCACAAAACUAAUCUUGUCCAACAGAUAUGCAAUUUAGUGAAAAUCCUUGACACAGUACUUUCUAAACUGUGCAUCUUGUGGGUCGCUCAGGUAUAUCAUUACCUAUUACACGCUAUCCUGCAAGUUCUUAUCAAGUGCAAGUAUGUAAUCUUAACCUUCAAAUCAACAAAAACCAGUUUAAUUCAGCCCUGACGCACCUACUAUGACAAUUAACCCGGGUAAUUACAAGCGAACCUGUUCAGGGUGGACCACUUUUGUCUAUCGAGCUUCGAUUACAAUAUGCAUUACCUGUGCAGCAACACUUUCAUGUGAGCGAUUCUAAUGACGGAUCCAGCCACUGACUAUGGCCACUGUUAGAACUCACCUUUUCCGUUAGUCUCAAUAGCCUCGCUCAACCCUUGGUUCAAGGUUAAAUAUGGACAGUGGUUAUGUGAUUACCAUAACCCAUAUAUUGCACACCGUAAAGGAUGUAACUGCGACGUGCAGAACCCGCCGGUUUACGACGAUUUACGUCAAUCGAACCACGAUGGUAACCAGUUUCCCGGGAACGAUCGGGACGUGACGAUCGUGGCGUGCUGGAACUAUUUUAGCUGUUUUUUUUGUGUGGAAUUUUUGAGUGUCUGGUCAAAACAACUGGCAGGGGAAACAGAAGAUAUCAUCAAAAUAAAAAAUGAAAACGUCUGUCAUUGACUUUGUGUUUGAUGUGUGCGAUCAAGUACGAUGAUUACGUAAUUUGAGAAGCACUUUGAAUGGUUGUUGAGACAAAUCACUUCAGACACGGAACUCACUGAAGAUCUUCUUGAGUCAUGAUCAUCAAUUGUGUGUGCUGUAUGGAUGAAGAGGAGUGAUGGGAUGUUAGAUAAGUCCAUUUUUUACCUGUUUUGAUUACCAUUCAUAUUUAUAUACAGAUUUUAUACCAUAGGUUCAUAAUAACUAAAAAAAAUAUUCGUACAUUCAGGCAAGAGAGAAGACUGGCGCUUCACAACAAACCCAAUCAUUAAGAGCGAUUCCGAUAUUGAACGACAUGCUUCAAUCCCCAGAAACAUCAAAUGAGAUGCGUACCUGUCAUAAAUGAUUCCACCAGUCGCUUGACAGACAUCCAAGCAGCACAAAAAAAAGUUAAUAGAACGCGCACUUGGCCAUUUGCUCCGCCACUUCGUCUAGUGCGUGCUGGCAACGGCGUCUACCGUGCAGACAGGAGGGCUGCCGCUACCGGAGAGUGCCGAGUGGUGAAAAGCUCACUUAGUCGAGGAGGAAAAAAGCCCACCCUUAGUGCCAAUAAUGACCACUUUAUCACAUCCCUUCAAAGACAGUCCGGAGCCGCUGGAAGUGCCCAAAGAGCAUGCCGCCAACGUGGACACCCUGUACGAAUGGAUAAAAGAACAGCCACGGUUUCCUGCCUUCUCCAAAAAUCAUGCCCACCUAUUCCUGCACGCCUGUCUCUGGAACGUGGACGAUGCCAAAAAAGCGCUACAGAAGUACUCGCAGAUUCACGCCAACUCGCCGGAAAUCUUCGACAACCGAGACAUCAUGGGAGCAGGUGUGCAGAUGACACUGAACGCCACACACAUGGUAGCACUGCCAAGGACGACGCCGGAAGGCUACCGGUUGCUCUACUACCGACUUUCCGACACGGAUCCGUCCAAGAUGAACUUUACCGAGGCGGUGAAAUCGUUCUGCAUGUUCAACGACGCCCAGAUCAGUGUGGACGGCAUUAUGGAGGGGUACAUCGUCAUCUUCGACAUGAAGGGCGUCCGGUUGGGGCAUCUGGCCCGCGUACAGUUUAGCCCGCUGCGAGUGUUCAUGAGCUACAUCCAGGAUGCGCAUCCGGUGCGGCUGAAGAAGAUCUACAUCGUGCACACGGCGUCGUUCAUCAAUCAGGUGAUGGCACUGGUGAAACCGCUGAUCAAGUCGGAACUACUCGGGCUGCUGCAGUUCACGACCGCCGGCCCAGAAGAGAUCGUCGGUGUUGACUACUUGCCGAAGGACUUUGGUGGACCGUUCGAUGAGGUCGCGACAAUGCACGCGGAGCAGAAGAAGCGCCUCGAGACGGAGUAUCGAGAUUGGCUGAUGGAUUCCGGUGCACUGAAGGAAGCGCCCAAGCAGAAAAACUCCAACUCCAACUCCAUCAAACCGCCGGUCAAAGCGUUUCGGGGGCUCGAAAUCGACUAGUGCGGGUGGCUUGGCCAGAUAUCGGUCUGUUCGUGAUAUUAUUGGGUUCUAGUGGAUGCAAUAAAUGGAUAGAAGGGUGUUUUUUUUCGUGUUGUUCCA